AAAGUCAUAGUGUAUAUUUUCAAUUGAAACUAUAAAUCAAUAUCAUAAGAUAUUAUAUAACAUGAAAGUAUAUUUUUUGAAUAACGAAGUGGAAAUCUUUAGAUUGAGGAUACAGGUAAAAUAUAAGAUGAUAGAAGAUAGGCCACAUCUGACCUUAAUCCAUCAGUCAAAAGCUAACGAAAUUCGAUAUUCGACAGUCGAAAGCAAAAUUAUUCUUUUCGUUUAUCAUAUAUUCAAAUCACAAUGCACCCAAUAAAAAACCUAUUGUUAUAAAGCAUCGUUGCAAAAUGAAUUCCAUAAACAUUUAUGAACCUUGUUUUUACUAGAUCUGGGCUUUAGAUAAACUUGCAUUCUUGAAUAGUUAGGUUGGGUUUUGAAGGUCCAACACUAAUUAUUUUAGGUCAAAACUGUUACGUUCUCUGCUUAGAAACGCAUGCAUUUGAUUUACGACGUUUUCGCAUUAUACAUCUAUUAAUCAUUGAUACAUUCAGGAUCGUUGUAAAUUUAAUAAUUCAAUCAGCGUAAAUUAAUAGAAUAUAGUUAUACAUCUGUAUUUGUAAUUAUUACAUUUUACAUCUUAAUUACGCCGAAAAUGUGCAUAUGCAAAAUAUAGGUUACACAGUGACGCUCUCGAAUUAAACAAUGCAGAUAGAAUGAGGAAGUUUUCUGCAUAGGACAAAAUCACAUUACCACUUAGUUAACUGGAUCUCUGCACCUGUGUUAAGAAACGACAGUAAACAUAUACAUGUGACAUGGGUCAAUUGAAUUUUUUCUUAUUAUCAUUCACAACACUUGCCACAAAAUGCUUGGGGAAUUUCACCACUGUUUCACUGCAAAAUUGGUUUAUGGCGCAAAUGGUUUGCACAAGUGAAGGUAAAGUGUUACCUUCUGAACUCACCAAUGCAAUGUCUUCUAGUCAGUAUUACUGGACAGGAUAUCACAUUCGAAGAUCAAAUUGGAUUCAGAUCAUUGGUUGUUUUGAGGAGACUGAUGUUAAAAGGUUGACAAGAGCAUCUUACAGUUUUCAUUUUCCCUCUGCGGGUCUUUGUCAAGAAGUGUGCGUGAAUUCCAAUUCAUUGGUGUUUGGUUUAAAGUCUAAUGUAUGUGCUUGUCUGGAAAAAGCCCCUAGUCAAGGGAGAAAAGAGUUCCAUGAUUGCGAAUUUUCAUGUGAUAAGGAAUACUCCAACGAAACCAGCAUUAAAUUUCGAAAUGAUUGUGGAGGGUGUGAGACAUAUACCUUAUUUAAAACAGGCUCCUAUCCGGAAUCAUCUCCAUCACAAAAACACGAUUGUUUAUCUAUUCAAUGUGCCUUAAAGGACAACAGGUUGGUCGAGCAGAGAUGUACUAGUUUCAUCUACAAUAUAGUAUGUAAUACAACUGCUUAUCGACUUCCUGGAAAUUGGAGUGAAGCUGCAGAAUUAUGCAAAGAAGGUUUUGAUUCCUAUCUUCUUGGAAACGUAGAUCUUACUGAUAUUGAUCGAGCAUGUAGCAUCAUACAUGGACAAUUACAAGACCCAUCAUGGCUAGGCAUUGCAAAAGAAACCUACAUCAGUAUGGAUGGAGUGCAAGAUAAGAUUUCGAAGUUACUAAGCCUUCGUCCAGAAAGGUGCCUAAAAUGCAAUAGAGAGAAUUGUGUGUUUGCUGAUUGCUCUGAACACAACAACUUCAUGUGUCUGGAGAAGAAAAAGCUAAUUAUGACCCAAAUCAAUGGACGAUGUUCAGAGAAUUCAACGAGUGAUCAUGAUAAAGAGUCUGAACCGAAGCAAAAUGCAACGUUUGAAACUAGAGGCAAAGAUAGUUCAUCAAGCGUUAUAGCAGUCCCAGUGUGUCUUACUGUGUUGUUUCUGUUUAUUGGUGCAAUAGUGAUCGUAUUUUUUAUCAGGUGGAAGAAAAAUAAAGACUUGCAAAACAAGGAACAGUCACCUACAAAUAAAUUUAACUAUGCUGAUAACCCUGAAUAUUCCAAUGUUGAAAAACCUGCAGAGAGCAAUUACUGUGAACUUCAGCAACCUAACGCCAUCAAUUCGUUGGCAAACUACUCUCAACUUCAACUCGAGGGUGCUCAUAAUAAUGGUUAUUCUGAUUUACCUGAAAACAAUGCCGCCUCUGAUAAUUCUGCGAACGAUAUAUACGACAACAUGUAAUUUGCAAAAUUUGAUAAAAACAUGUUUGUAUAAUAUGAUUAAAUGUUAGUUAUCAAUCACUUUUGAUCAAGUGAACUGUAGUUAAACCCAAUGAUGACAAAAAGAGAAUUAUUUAUUCAAUUUGAUUUCUACAUCUAUUGCCCAAUUCAGCAAAUAAUUUUAUACCGUAUAUUUGGGGGUUUUUUUAAGUGUCACAAAAUUUGCGAAAAUGGGGGAAAUCUGUAACAUUUUAAAUUUGCGUCAGUCAUUUUUUGCAAUUUAAAACGUUUGUUAUAUUUAGAUAAGAUAACCACGAAAAUUACCGUAUAUACGGUAUGUAUUGCGUUACUACGUUUUGCUUGGUUGAUUUUAUAUAGAUAGAUAUAAUUUAUUUGGAAAACUUUGUUAAAUUGAAUGUUAAGUAAAUAUAAAAAUAUUGAACCUUAAGAAAACGGAGAAAAUAUUUUAAAAAGUUGUUUCAAUGAGCUUAACAGUUCAAAUUUACAUCAUCAAUAUAAUUCAAAUAUGAACUAUGUUUGAAAUGAAAUAGAAUUAGAAUUUUAAUCUUGCUGUACAAAUCUAAAAUUUGAUUAAAUUUUUUUAACAUUUGAUAAUCAAUAGUUAAUAAGCCUUUAAACAAAAAUUUAGAUAUUGUGUUGACAUUAAAAAGAUGCUUGAAUUUCUGAUAGACAACAUCUAUGUAGUUUUUGGAGACCAGGUCUUCUUACAAUCAGUCGGAAUUAUGUUAUUUACAUUAUUGACUGACUUAUUUUUAAAUUCAUAUUUUAUUAAAAAGCUUGUGCAAAAGAAGAAUGAACCACUUGUUGUGGUCUUUAACUCGACAUUUAUAUAUAUUGAUGUUGUUUUAUCCGUUAACAACAGUUACCUCCACUAUUACGUUAACUAUAUUCAUGUAUAUCCCAAGAGCUUGAAAUAAAUGGUAUUAAAGCAAAAAAAUCC
Molecule: messenger RNA, 3083 nt
Organism: Magallana angulata
Lineage: Eukaryota; Metazoa; Mollusca; Bivalvia; Ostreida; Ostreidae
Exons: 11
Coding region: 753-2144 (463 amino acids)
Source: RefSeq, a predicted model, not a curated record